CGACAGGUAACGCACUUUGUCUCCAGGACUGACUUCAGCACAUCAGACUUUUAGUUGUAGAACACUUAAAUUUUUCAGGUAAAGAUAUAAUAGCGAUUUUUCUUGACGAAUUGACGUUGACCUUCACCAAGUAGCAUUUCGAUUUACGCAUAACAAACUUAUUAAAGAUACCCAACGGCUAGCUGCCAAGAACUACAGGAACCAGCAACAAAAUGUCCACCUCCGCCUCGUCCUCCAUUGGUCGUCGUUACAACGCUGUCUUACAGCAGACCAUGUUGCGCAUACGGGACCCAAAGGUUUCAGUGCCUUUCUAUGAGAAACAUUUUGGCAUGCAGUUGAUCCACAAGUAUGACUUUCCUCAAUGGAAGUUUUCCUUGUAUUUCCUAGAGCGUACGAAGCCUGGGACUGAAUUGCCCUUCAAAGUACCAGAGGAGGUUGGAAGCAAGAAGAUUAUGGUGAAGGGGUAAUCUGAAUUGGAACAGGGAAGGUUGCGAGUAAGAAGAAGGUUAACAGUAGGCGGGGGUGUAAUUCUAAUUCGAUUGAAAGUUCUAGCAUCUUCAAGCUCCUUUCAAAAAGACCUCUAGUAUACCUGAAUGGUUCUGGUAUUUCGUAACCUCAAUUCGAUCAUAAGGAAAACAAGAAGACUUACCAAAUACCGGAGCCAUUCGAUACCUCCUGUUACAAGUCACUUCUAAGAGGCGCGAGGAGUACCUCUGGAACAUGUCAGGGGGCGUGGUCCUCGAGCUGACCCACAACCACGGCUCAGAAAGUGACGAAAACUUCAAACCCUAUUGGUCUGGCAACAGCGGCAAAGAUGCGCCCAAAGAUUCACCCUUGUACAUCGAAAAUGGACCCACAAGAGGCUUUGGGCAUAUCGCGUUCAACGUGGACGACGUCUAUGCCUAUUCGGCGGAUAUGGAAGCUGCAGGCGUAAAAUUUCAGAAACGUCCGGAUGAAGGAAGAAUGAAAGGCUUAGCCUUUGCCCUGGAUCCCGACGGUUACUGGGUUGAACUGGUGAAGCGAGGAAUGACAUUCGAAGGGGCACCUGCGAAUCUAAGUCAGACGAUGAUGAGAGUUAAAGGUACUUAUUUUGGUGCUCUACUUAGUACUUACAACGACGUGAGUAGGAGUAGGUGUAGGGUAUCCGUAUCUAGCGAUGUGAUGUUGUACUCAGUAGAUGAACGCGGCUUUAACUUUCACCAUUUUCAUUUUGAUUUUUUAUAAUUAUACUGGUGCACAAGAAGACUCGCAAUCCAUCUCGUCCAUCUCCAUACUUACUGCCCAUUUAGUACAACAACCCCACGAACAGAUGCUGACGCCACGAUCGCGUUUUAUCAGCAAUACUUCGAUAUGACGCUAAUCCGCUCCUCUGGUGUGCCCAAUGAUUUCACGAACUAUUUCCUAGUUUCCAAAAUGCUGCCCGAAGAGGAAAAAAGAUGGAAGGAGGAGUUAAAUGAGGAGCCUAAGCAUCCAGAUGGCAAAGACUUCUGUUCAAAACUCUGGUAUCCUGUAUUGGAAUUGACGCAUAACCACGGUACAGAAAACGACUCGGAAUUUCAAGUCUGCAAUGGAAAUCCGCCAAACGAGUACCAAGGAUGGGGACACAUUGGCUUUAUCGUCGACGAUCUGCACAAGUGCUGUGCGGAAAUGGAAGAACAAGGCGUUAAGUUUUUUAAAAGUUAUGACAGCAAGAAAACUUUAUAGAUAUAUGUCUCUUGAUCGUGAUUGUAAAAAUUGAUGGCAACAACAGGAACCGGAACCGGAACGAACGGCUGCAACGACAUAGAAGGCUAAGGAUAACCUAAUAGAAGGAUUCAUCACGACCUUCGACGAUCUCGUCGUUCCACCAAAUGUUUUGAAAAGUUUCUUUCUUCUUUCUCUUCUAACAAGUACCCCAAGAUGGCAACAUGAACAAUAUCGCUUUCGCGCUCGAUCCCAGUGGCUAUCGUGUCGAGCUUGUGCAGAGGGGGACUGGGUUUCUAUGAGUGCCUAUCGCGUCGAGUUUUGUGCAGAGGGGAACUGGGUUUCUAUGAAAUGGACAUUAACCUACUGAAAACCGCGCUGAGCCUGAGAGACUUCAGGUGUUGAUCUGAGAAAAGAUUCAAAGCUAACGAUCUGUUGAUUUCCAAGAAUCUUCACAUGUUGUUCAGAUGUAAGGAGGUGGAUGCUCAUCAACUGUAAGGUCUCGCAUCUUCUAGUCUGUAUUGCUAUUGCAACGCUUUUUCAU
This is a messenger RNA of Amoebophrya sp. A25, 2227 nucleotides long. NCBI's taxonomy places the organism in Eukaryota, Dinophyceae, Syndiniales, Amoebophryaceae. The record is from the annotation of a GenBank genome assembly.